Dibothriocephalus latus is the source of this 1275-nucleotide messenger RNA. Lineage: Eukaryota; Metazoa; Platyhelminthes; Cestoda; Diphyllobothriidea; Diphyllobothriidae. The record is from the annotation of a GenBank genome assembly.
AUGGGCCUACAUCCAGCUGAGCUUAUUCCUUCUAACCUCACUCUGACGGAUGAAGAUCGGUACCAGAAGACCACUGGGACGGCGGCGGCCCAGCUACGAUCUCACCUCAAGACCGUCCUUUCAGAACUUCUGCUCAGUAUGCCUGCACUAGCAGCCUUUGUCCGUCGGAUCGACCCUACGGAGCUGGCGGCGGGAUCGCCUCACCUACCACCGGAUGGCUGGGCCCUCGCAUAUGUUUCCAAUCUCGAGGGCUAUCUACGGGAUGAACUAGCGACUCCCCUGUGGUUGCGCAUAAAACGCAAAGCGUGGCAGCUCGUUGUCCGCCUUCUCUCUUAUCUGGAGGAGUUCUUUGCCGACCCAAUCGGCUUCCUCCUAUCCAGCACCCUGCUCAUUGCUGUCUUUUUCGGCUAUUCACUUUAUCGAGUAGCCAAGGAUGUACUGUUCGAGGGCGUGGACCGGACGGCGGUAAGUGGCCGAAAGUCCUCUUCGCCAAGAGAACGAUCUGCUACUUCGACUACUAGAGUGCCCGAACGGUUUGUGGAAAACUCCCAGAGGCAACUGGUUUCGCUAACUCCGUCAACCUACGAUGGCCUUGUAAGACAUGCGCCAUCGGGAAAAAUGACCCUUAUUCUUUGCACGGAUUCUUCACCAAUGGGCAACCGUCUCGCUAAUCACUUCUCUGAGAUUGUCUUCAAAUUGACUGAUGAGACACUCGUGGCAGCGCGCCUCUCCGUGGACCGCUAUCCUCGUUGGUUGGGCUGGAUCCUUGAGUCGGCUACAAACAUACCCUUUCGGCCUCAAAACGAAGCUGAGGAGACUUACAACCGCACCACCCUUACCUUCAAUCCAGCAAAUUGUCGAGGCACUGUAUUGGCAGUAAACAGUCGUCGACGCUACUUCAGCGUCUAUCAUCCUCUGCUUCCCGGCUCUGGACCGCGUGCUGACUCGGAGGCUGAGGAUGACGAAGAGAAUGUAGAAAACUUGGUUCCAAUACGUGGCUCUAACCGUGACGCUCUGCGUUAUCGCAAUUUCAACAAACUCCUCAAUCUUGAGGACGACGACGUCGAUGACGAGGACUUUGAAGAAAGUAGCGAUGCCUCGCAGUCUUCCCCCCGCCAGCACUCACCCCAAGGUCCUCUGCUUGAACAAGAGCUUCUACAUGGCCUAUGUGUCUGGCUUGACCGUCUGUUUGAAGGCUCGCUUCGGCGUUACCAUGUGAGGGAUUGGCCGACGAAUCUGGUCAUAACAGGCCAAGUGGAAGAUGACGGAGUUUAG